GUUGAUGGAGUCCAGCUUUGAAAUGAGGCAGUUCUAUCUCUGAAGAUGUGUCAAAAAAGUCUGGAAUGAGAUCUUAGAUGAAACAUCUAAUGACAGGUCUUUCUAGACAAUUUUCUAUGUCAUGCCAAUCUUAUUUAGCAGUGGCGACAGCUGGAUUUUUUUUUGUGGAGAGCGAAAAGAAAAAAUUGCUCAUACAAAUACCUCCAUAUUUAUUUACAAUAAAGAUAAUCUUAAAUAUAUUAUUACUAGGGGAGUUUGCCCUCUUACAGGUGCCCAAGAGUGUGUGCUUUGGAAAGUGUCACACACGCACUCCAUCAAAGUAGAUGUGGGUAUUUGGUAAAUAUUUAAUAUGUACUUACCAUUUCACGUGUUCUAUUUUACUCACAUGAAAUCUAAACCACAUGGUUGGGCUGCCAAAACUCGUUGAAUUUAUGCGUAAUGUAAAACAAUGCGUAAUGAACUUUGACCGCAAGUCCACGACAAAGAAUUAAAAUAAGGUUGUCGUUUGUCAAACUUUGUACUUUCAACAUCACUUGAACAGGACAUAUUAAUAUUGCUUGUUUUCCGAUUUACAAUUCAAGCUUUUCUAAACUUGGUUUAGUGAUCGUCCAAGAUCAGAAUAUUUUCAGUAAUACACAGAGCAUCUGCUGUUAGAUGUCAAGUGAGAGCAUUUUACAAUUUCUAAGUCAACCAGCCACUCUUGCCAGCCUUGCAGCUAUCACUGCAGCAGGAAUGAUGUUUGCUACACGACCAACUCCAAUGAAAUGCCCUGUUGACCCUAAUCAGCAAUCUGUUGAAGUACCUGAUGAAAAUGGGGCAAGAAGAAGUGCUUUAAGCGAGAAGCUAGUUGAUCAGUAUUUUGAAGGUGUCGAUACAUUGUAUGAAGGAUUCAAGCGAGGCUUAUCUUUAGCAGGUGACAAACCUUGUCUUGGAUGGAGAAAAGAUUAUGAUCAAGAAUUUCAAUGGUUAACAUACAAAGAGGUUGAUGAACGUGCUCUGUCAUUUGGUUCUGGAUUACUUGAUCUUGGUGCAAAAGCUGGACCAGAGACAUUUAUUGGCAUCUACUCUCAAAAUAAAGUUGAGUGGGUUUUAGCUGAACAAGGAUGCAAUCGUUUCUCCAUGGUUAUCAUUCCACUUUAUGAUACACUUGGUCCUGACGCAUGUACUUUUAUUAUCAACCAAGCACAGAUCAAAAUCAUUGUGUGCGAUGAACAAAAAGUGGAAACUUUGUUGAAAAACAUCGAUAAGUGUGAAGGUUUGAAAUAUAUCAUAAAGAUUGGUGAAAGUGUCCCGGAAGACGAACAGGAACAAGCACAAAAACAUGGCGUGGAAAUCCUCACUUUUAUGGAUGUUGAAGAACGUGAUCCUAAAGGUGUUAUGAUUACUCACGCCAACAUGGUCGCAGAAGUCUCGGCUAUUCAGUUUUUGUUAGAAAAAUGCAACGAGCGGAUAGGCAAUAAUGAUGUUCAUAUUUCUUAUUUACCGCUUGCUCAUAUGUACGAACGUGCAGCUCAUUUUAUGAUGUUUUCCACUGGAGCUCGAGUGGGAUUUUUUACUGGUAACAUACGAAAAAUCACUGAAGACUUGAAAGCCUUGAGACCGACAAUAUUCAUUUCUGUUCCAAGAUUGUUAAACAGGAUUCACGAUAAGGUGAUGUCUGAUUUGGACAAAAGCUCUGUCAAGAAAUUCCUAUUUAACAUGGCGUUGUCGUCGAAGGAAAAUGAAUUAAGUCGGAACAUUAUUCGUCGUGACAGCAUGUGGGAUUAUAUUGUGUUCAAAAAAAUUCAGAAAACAUUAGGUGGUCGCAUUCGAUUGGUUCUUAGUGGAUCUGCUCCUCUCUCCGACAGAGUGAUGAAAUUUCUAAGAGCUGCUUUUGGAUGUUUCGUGUUUGAAGGUUAUGGUCAGACAGAAACUACUGCGGGCGCAACUUUACAGCUCGUGGGCGACGCAAGUGUUGGUCACGUUGGUCCACCUCUCCCCUGUAAUAUGGUGAAACUUGUUGAUGUUCCUGAUAUGGAUUACUACGCUAAAGAUGGAGCAGGAGAGGUAUGCUACAAAGGACCAAAUAUAUUCCAAGGCUACCUUUAUGAUGAAGAAAAAACGAAAGAGGCGUUUGAUGAGGAUGGCUGGCUCCAUUCUGGUGAUAUCGGUAAAUGGCUUCCUAGUGGGACGUUGAAAAUUGUCGAUCGUAAAAAGAAUAUUUUCAAACUAGCACAAGGAGAGUAUAUUGCACCAGAAAAAGUUGAAGAAAUUUACCACGCUUGUCCAAUUGUUCAUCAAGUGUUCGUCACUGGGGUCAGCACAGAGAGUUGUGUUGUUGCAAUUAUUGUUCCAGAAAUUGUCGAAGUGAAUAAGAAAUUUUCUGGUGAAAUGAAUGAUAUAUGCAGUAAACAGGAGGUUAAAGAACAUAUUCUUAAAGAGAUGAGUUCGUUUGCGAAGAAGGCUGAACUUAGAUCUUUCGAACAGGCAAAAGCUAUUCAUCUUCACCCGGAGCCAUUUUCUGUAGAGAAUGGUUAUCUAACUCCUACAUUCAAAAUCAAGCGACCUUUGCUAAAGAAGCUGUUUAUGGAGCAGAUUAAGGAGAUGUAUCAAAGUUUAAAUUAGUAAUAACGUCACAUAAAAAAAACAAUGGAAAUAAGAUAAAAAUUUACAUUGAUGAUUGAAUUUUGAAAUGAUUUUCAAAGGAAAACGUUAGUAAUAAAGACGACUAAAAUAAA
This is a messenger RNA of Xenia sp. Carnegie-2017, 2717 nucleotides long. RefSeq names its product long-chain-fatty-acid--CoA ligase 5-like. Bases 655 to 2604 code for a protein of 649 amino acids. The record is from RefSeq and is a predicted model, not a curated record. The transcript is spliced from 22 exons. Gene Ontology annotation, cellular component: endoplasmic reticulum; membrane. Gene Ontology annotation, molecular function: long-chain fatty acid-CoA ligase activity. NCBI's taxonomy places the organism in Eukaryota, Metazoa, Cnidaria, Anthozoa, Malacalcyonacea, Xeniidae. Gene Ontology annotation, biological process: long-chain fatty acid metabolic process.